AUGGCCACCGCUUCCGCCCCCGAAAGCUCGCUGCUUUCCCUGCUGUACCGCUCGUACCCCACGGUCAUUUCGCCUGACGCCACCGAGCUUGACCUGGCCCACGCGACGCCCAAGAUCUUCUCGCAAAACUCCUACACCGAAGCCGAACAGGCCGAUGCGAAACAAUGGCUCGAAGCAGUGCGUGGGCUGACGGCUGGGCUGGCCAAGGACGACAAGCAAGUCGUCGACACUAUUCUGGGCACCUUCAACACCCAUCUCUCGACGCGGACGACUUUUCUCGGCGCGAAGCCGUCGGUUGCUGAUAUCGCUGCCUACGCUGUGAUCGGCCCGCUCGUGGAGAAAUGGACCCCCGAGGAGCGCACUGGAGAAAAAGGUUAUCACUACAUCGUGCGCCAUAUCGACUUUGUGCAGAAUGGAUCUGUGUUUGGCCUGCGGAUUCCAGACGAGGAAAAAAUCUCGAUUGACUUGGACGAUGUCCGCUUUGUGCCAAAGCCCGCAGACCCCAAGGAAGAAAAGGAACGCAAGAAGAAGGAAAAGGCCGAGGCCAUAGCGGCUGGCCAGGAGAAGACCAUGGUCGUCGGGCAGACCAAGGGCAACAAGGUGAACGACCCCGUUCACGAAGCGCCUACCACCACCACAGAGGAAGCGCCCGCUGCUUCAAAGAAAGAUAAGCAGAAGAAGGAGAAGAAGGAAAAGAAAGAGAAAGCCCCCAAACCGCCUCCAGCACCGGCCGCUCCCCCCUCACCGUCUCUGAUCGAUCUCCGUGUCGGCCACAUCCUGCGCGCCAUCAACCACCCGAACGCGGACUCUCUAUUUGUUUCGACCAUCGACUGCGGUGACGCCCUCGGUAGCGAUAACACCUCUGUCGACGAGGCUACUGGCAAGACUGUCCGAACCGUUUGCUCGGGCUUGAACGGUCUGGUGCCGCUGGAGGAGAUGCAGAACCGCAAGGUGGUCGUGGUUUGCAACCUGAAGCCCGUCACGAUGCGCGGCAUCAAGUCUGCUGCCAUGGUUCUCGCAGCAUCGCCCAAGGUCGCUGAGGGCGAAGACUCACACGGUGGUCCGGUCGAGCUGGCCACCCCACCAGCUGAUGCCGCCGCGGGCGAGCGCGUGUUCUUCGAGGGCUGGAGCAGCGGCGAGCCCGAGAAACAGCUCAACCCGAAGAAAAAGGUGUGGGAGACAUUCCAGCCAGGAUUCACCACGACCGACAGCCUGGAAGUGGCGUUUGAAAGCGCGCAGAUCCCCGUUCUCCAGGGCGCAGAGGCCACUGCAGCAGCGCCAGCGGUGGGCAAGCUGGUCACUCAGGCCGGGGGAGUUUGCACGGUGAAGAGCCUCAAGGGAGCUGCUGUUCGAUGA
This is a messenger RNA of Talaromyces rugulosus, 1356 nucleotides long. RefSeq lists its product as uncharacterized. Lineage: Eukaryota; Fungi; Ascomycota; Eurotiomycetes; Eurotiales; Trichocomaceae. Bases 1 to 1356 code for a protein of 451 amino acids. The record is from RefSeq and is a predicted model, not a curated record. Gene Ontology annotation, cellular component: methionyl glutamyl tRNA synthetase complex. The transcript has a single exon. Gene Ontology annotation, molecular function: tRNA binding.